UCUCCCUCACACAAACAGACGAACACAUGGAGGCAGUACAUGUAUUUGACUGAACUUGUUCGCACCAGAGUUGAUGUUUCCGUUUUGCAAGAUGGCUUUUAAUUCUUGGUUGGAUAAGAUGCUAAUCAGUACAGCGCAUUGUUGUUCAAAAUGAUCGCACCGCUUGGGCGCAGUGUGCUGUACAACUCAAUUCCGGCGUGUUCCAGGACGAACAAGGCAAUAGGCAUGGCGGGUGGAGGAAGUGUUCCACAAACCGGUGCAGGGGGGCCUGCCACUAUUCCUCUCGGUCGAUUAAUUGAUUUCGUUUUGCAGCAGACCUACCACGAAUUGACCGUGUUAGCUGAACUUCUACCCCGCAAAUCGGAUAUGGAACGUAAAAUCGAGAUUACGACUUUUACGAACACAACGCGACAGCUCUUCGUGCGUCUUCUAGCAUUAGUGAAAUGGGCGGCCAGCGCAGGAAAGGUGGAGAAAUGCGCAUCCAUGGUAAAUUUUUUGGACAAGCAAAGUUUAUUGUUCAUUGAGGCCGCAGACAUGUUUGCGCUGCUUGCCAGAGAUACCCUCGUACAAGCACGAUUACCUAGUUUCCAUAUUCCGUGCGCUGCCGAGAUCUUGACUACAGGGACGUACUCGCGUUUGCCGACGUGUAUACGCGAUAAAAUUGUGCCCCCUGACCCGAUCUCUACAGAAGACAAGCGUUCCACACUUAAACAUCUCAAUCGUAUUAUUCAGUAUCGCCUCGUUUCUUCAGAGCUUCCUCCGCAGAUGAGCUCAAUAAAUAUUAAACGCGGACGCGUCAUAUUUCGUGUUGACAACGAGUUUGAAGUUAGCCUAACGCUGAUGGGGGACGGGCCGCAGGUGCCAUGGAGACUACUAUCCAUUAAUAUCCUCGUCGAAGAUAAGGACACUGGCGAUUGUCGAGCAUUGGUUCAUCCUUUGCAAAUCAACUAUAUCCACCAGCUGAUCCAGUCGCGCCUCGUAGAUCAUCCGAAGCCGCUACACGAACUAUUUGAAUGUCUUCAUUUCUUUUGCCUCAGUUUGCAACUCGAAGUAGUACAUUCCCAAAUUUUACGCCUGUGCCGCGAACGAUUGGGUGAUUCCGUUCGUAUUGAAGAGUACGUCCCAGGCAGUUCCCUCCGGUUACAUUUCUGGCGUGAGCAUAUCUCUUUGCUCGACCACCGGCCAUUCGUACUGAUGGUGCAUGUUGACGCAGAGCAGCCCUGUAAGCCUUUGCAGGUGUCGCACUCGCCGGAAAUUACUGAAAAAGCGGAGCAGAUUUGGGUCGAACCGUGUAUUCGAUCAGAGUUCCUUUCGAUCGAGAAACUGCUCAUUCAAACGAUACACAUUCGAUCACGUCAAAAGCUCGCCUAUUUGAAGGAAACUUAUCUGAAGGAAUUGCUGCCGGUAGGUGUUGAAUGCACCCUCUCUGGAAGUCCACCGCUGUUGCAAUUGCCUGUGGUACAUCCAUGUUCGUCGUCGGAACAUCUUGUUUUAACUGUGGACACACACACUGGAUAUAUCAUGGCAUUCGUGCCACAAUAUGAGCCGCCUAUGGUGACGGAAUUGCAGGACACUAUCAAUAACCUUGUUAAGGGGGCGCAACCUGCACUGAGAGCUCGCCUAGCUUCGGCAACCCUCAGCCUUAAAUUUUGGAUGACGUUGAAGCGAUGCAAAAAAACCGUGCAACAUUUACCCGUUCUUGCCAUGGACACGAAUCCGUUUGUGCAGGCACCGGAAGAGCACCGUAUCAAUCAACUAAGCAAGUACUCGUUGUUUGUCAAACUUUGCAAACAUGCCCACUACUACGUCAUCAUAGACCUCCAAGCUGAGAGACCUUCAGAUAACAUUGAAUUCCGUUAUUACCUCAUGAGCAUCACAAGCGACAAUCGUCUGAGCAGCUUUUACGAACUGGACGCCCAUUCAAUCGUACACGGUCCAUGCACUGAUGUUGAUAUCCUUACGUCGUCAACUUCAGUUAUAGGCUUGUCAAGUUCGAUUCAUAGCAGUUCAUCGAAUGCACUUAAGCGGCCUUCGAGCUCUCAGGAGAAACCGGUUUUAACGAAGAAGCCAAAGUGUUCAGAUUAUUUUUUUAGCGAUAUCGCUCAUAUUGUGGCCUUCUGCGAUGAUCGCUUACCAUUUUGUUCGCUCACUCGCGAAUUGGAAUCGCGGGGCAUCAGUCAUCGAGGUUUGCAGAUAGAAGGUGCUCAAACGAACUUUUGCGUCAACGUCGUACAAAUGCCACUAACCAGAGAUAAUGGGCUGUCAGAGGAGGUUGCUGGGGAGCUUCGUCAUUCCCUUCUAAGUUGUACUUUUCGCCUUCAGGUUAAAGGUAUUAAGGCAUGGCUAUGCAAACUGGUUUUUCACGACUGCCCGUUAACUACAAGCAACGUACGCGAACGAGGUGCCACAAGGCCCGUCUAUUUCAUGUACGAUUUUUCCCAGAAUAAUACGGCGGCCGUCGUUGAAGGAUGGUUAGCUGAUUGGGCUGUCGUGUGCAAACUUUAUGGGGUAGUGGCAAGGUACGUAAGUGACAUGAAGAAACCGAAGCAUGCACCAUUACUCGAGAUGUUUGAGGUACGAUCAUAUACUUACACGAGACUGACAUUAGCGUACGGAUCGGAAAAGAAUGAUACGGUCACUAUCUCAUGGUCGACAGUGGAGCGUCGUUUCCAACUUGUUUUUGGAGUAGUGGGCCCAUCAGUUAGCGCGACGAAUCCGCACGCCACUAUCGCACAUCAAUUAUCAUAUGAUUUCAACCAGCAUGAAAGUGUCAUCCAGUUGGUACAAGCCCUUCGAGAUACGUACCGGCCACUGUUGUCACUUUCACGUCUACCAUCGACUCCGCAACUGGGUGUGAUAAACUCGCGGCCGACCGUCCCUGUCCAAACCUUCGUAAUUAUCCCCCAGUCAUCGACUUGCUUCAAGCUGAUUUAUCGGGGGAAUUAUUGCCUGGAGGUGCAGUGUCGCAAGGAUGACGGUUGCGUUAUAAUUCGUGACGGUGCGUUCAGCCAUUUCGACAAGGGCCGGCACGUCGAGGAGUUUGUGCCGAUACCGGACUUGCGGGAUUUUCUGGGCAAAUUCACGGGCGGAUGUGAGGCACCACAGGAUACCGAGAAUCCUGUUUCACCGGUGGAACUAGAAAGUGUCGACGCGUUUCUCUCUCCAUCACAGGCAAAGGGCGCCGCCAGCUCGCCUGCAAGUAAUCGUUCGGCAACUGCAGACAAUGCCCUUCGUUUCCCACAACACCAUCCAAUGACACCACCAUCGAAUCCACAUACCCCUGCUUCGCCUCAUCCGUCGAUGCUGCAUUCGAAUUAUACCGCCUCACCUAAUUCGUCUUUUGUACACACUCCGUCAAACGUACCGCCUAGUAGUCCGUUGGCGCCUCCACCGUCAUCGCCAUACCCCGUUAACUCACCACAUAUGACAUCACCGUCACCGUCACCUGCACAGCAGCCACCCUCGCAACAAAGUUUUGCCACAGCCGCUGCUGCCAACGAUCCCACUUCACCGGCAUUCCCACUGUUGUCUGCUUCGCCUGCCAACGCAUGGCCAUCCUCCCCGGCUCCACCUCGUCCUUCACCACGACCAUUUCAACCAUCGCCAGGGGGACCGUCGCCUGCACAGCCACCGAGUGUGGAGGUGCGUCAGCCACCUAUAAUGUCUCGCGUGGCAUCCCCGCAUCCAGGAAACUGGGUAGCAGCUAUGCCGAUUGUACUUACGCAUGAGAAACUCGAUCAGCUCUGCAGCUUUACUUCGCCAGGGCCUUCACCUGUAGAGCGCUUUUUAGGUUGUGCAUUCAUGCGUAACUUUAUUCAACGGUACGAAGAAAGCGCACAGGGAAGAACGGUAACUGGCUUGAUUCCAGAUUCUGGCAUCGUUACAUUCCGGCUCGACCCUCUUGUCUAUCGGGUGUCUCUUAAUCCGUCAACAAUGCAGGCGUUACAUGUCAAAAUCUCACCAAUAGAUCCCAAUAAGGAACAGCUGUUUACUGUGGAUGAAAUUCAAGUUGUGGAACGUUACUUCGACGCAAAAGUGGCGUCCAUUCCCUACAAACCUAACGCGUUUAUAUCAUUCUAUCGGUUAAUGAGCUGCACACAGCGGGUCCUUCGUGACUUCAUCCAACUUAUGAGACUCGAAUUAUGUCCUCCACAAACUCCAAUGUUCCGCUGGAACUUCCAAUUAUGUCUGACGAUUCCACCGGCUGUGCCGCAGAUUGCACCUCCUGGCAUGACUUCGAUGUUAAUAGUGCGUAACAAGAUGCUUUUUUUCAUGCAGUUGUCGCCUGCAGGACCGCAAAACGACUCUUCAAAUGGCCAAAUUAAUCUACCAGGUCAGCCAUUACUUGUUAUACCGUUGGUUUACGACUUCCAGACAAAUUCGAUAACCAUUGCUGCCGAUCGUCGUAGCAACGGUGAAUUAAGCGGGCAGACCCUUCAAGCAAUGAAUAUCAUAAACCAGAUUUUACGUCAAGGCCCUGAAUAUCAGAACAAUGGCGAAUGUACCAUUUUUACUUCAAUACGUGACGUGCUUACUCAACUAGUUAUUAGUUAGGUGAUACAUGCGUUUUACCGCUAAUGUACGGCAAGUAAAAUGGUGGAACUGUAAAAGGUUGCUUACACAUAUAUUAAUAGGAAGUGAACAGCGGCCAAGUUAAUUAAUGGUGUCGGAACAUUGCAGCGCAUACGGCGAACAAAAACAUAAAUAUCAUUUUUGAACAAAAGCACUGCCAAAUUGUAUGCAGGCCUCUUAAGAAUUUGUUUUCCCCUGGCAUUAUGUUCCUACAUGUAGAUAGGUCAGCCAAAUGGAGUCUUUUGCCCUUCUCUUUAAGUUUAUUGUACAAAGAAACAUGCUGCAUAUAUAUAACGCGUAAAACCCUAGACAGUUGCUAGGUAAUAAAUAUCACUGUAUUAUUCAGAGAAUUAGGCUUUACCCUUGUAAAUAGAGCUCAGUCCUGAUAGAAGUGAAGCGUAAAAUUCAACAUUACAAACAGAUGUAAAUUCAAUAGUAAAAAUGGAGUAAUAUAUUACUGACGAACGACUUCUGAUAUGUAGUCAGCUCGGUAAGCCAGGUUAAUGGCGCCUUUAUAUUCGUGUGUUUUUAAUUUAACAUUUUAGUAUUUAAAGUUAUUUCUAAAAGAGACUUCUUUCUUACUUUACCGCUAUCCUUAAAUCCCGCUAUAGUAAAACUGCAGUUAUGCAUAGAUAUUACUAGGUUCAAAAUAAGAUGUACGGUAGUUACUUCGAAUCUUAUUCAUUGGCAUUAGUUCUUCUUUGAUCCUGAUUUCCAAACAAUAUUCGCAUGCAUAAUCACUAGAAAUACGUAUAUACUAAACAGUUUCUAUUUCGAGUCUAACUUCUCAAAAUUAAAGCGUCGUAAAACGUACAUAGUCCUUCGGCUCGCCUUUUAUAACAUUUCUAGGAUGUGUUUCAAGUACCUUAUAGGGCACAGUAAUUGUACCCAGAUCAUGAAUAAAGGUAUCCUAUGGAAACUGGGGGUGAAGACUGGUAAGUGCUCAGUUCGAGAAGGUUGUAUAUUUUUAAAUAAAAACCUACCGGUAACGGUGCUUUAGAAAAGUAAUAUAUCUUAAGUACACAAAAUAUUACAAAAAAAACUUGCAAGUAUUAAGUUCAGCUUACUCUCGUUUUGCGCUGUAAUGAAAUUGGAAUUUCAAAAAUUACUAUGGUGAACAAUAAUAAAAAAAAAAAUAUUCAUCUGAGUACGAUAAAAAUGAUGUUAUUAACGACAACAACCGUUGCCAGUAACAGCCUAUGAGCACGUUCAGAUUUAGGGUCACUUCUAUUUAAUGUUCUGUUACCAGCGCCAUCUCGCACGAGAUGGUGCUAAUGAUAAAGUGUGUUAUUUUUGCGAUUACUAUAAUCCCAUUUAAGCAUAAAAUAUUUCUGUAAUAUCAACAAUAGGUAUUAUUAUUAAUGUUAUAUUCUAAUCGACACUGUCUAAUUAUAUUAUUCGAACAGCUUCAGCUACUUGGUUGGGAUACAGCAGUGUACGAAAGUAACCUGUACUAUCUGGAAGAGUAUUUGGACAAUUUUGUUUUUAAUAAAUAAUUUUGAUACGCGUCGUUAUAGUUGGACAAUCUUAUAUAGCAUAAAAACAAGUUAAGCGUCACAAGCAUCACACACACAACACAAGUAUCACAAGCGAUUAUACGGUUUAGUCAAAAAAUUUUAAAUGUAAGAAUGUAGACAGCUGCUGAAUCUCUUGCGGCUUGUGAAUUGAAAGGUGCCACUCGUUGUAAAUAAACAUGUGGACAUAUAUAUAGCGAUACAUGUGUCUUUUUACUAACGAUCUUUAUCUAAAGACCGGUUAUAUAAACCUAUCCGUUUUAAAGCGACAGAAAACAAAAAUAAAAGAUUUGAUGGAAAUUGAUAGCUAUAUUACUUUGUUAUUAACAU
Molecule: messenger RNA, 6416 nt
Organism: Varroa destructor (honeybee mite)
Lineage: Eukaryota; Metazoa; Arthropoda; Arachnida; Mesostigmata; Varroidae
Product: mediator of RNA polymerase II transcription subunit 14-like
Biological process (GO): regulation of transcription by RNA polymerase II
Cellular component (GO): core mediator complex; mediator complex
Molecular function (GO): transcription coregulator activity
Source: RefSeq, a predicted model, not a curated record